Ornithorhynchus anatinus (platypus) is the source of this 399-nucleotide messenger RNA. It is a transcript of the gene PSORS1C2, whose product is annotated as psoriasis susceptibility 1 candidate 2. The record is from RefSeq and is marked provisional. NCBI's taxonomy places the organism in Eukaryota, Metazoa, Chordata, Mammalia, Monotremata, Ornithorhynchidae.
AUGCUGGACUUCAAGUUACUGGGAAUACUGGUUCUAUGUCUCCACGCUGGGGGCAUCACGGGCAGUGGGGACCCCCCGCCCCAGCCACCGGCCGACGCCCCCGAGGAGGCAGCCGCCCCCACCUGGCCCCAGGGUCCCCCGAUCCCCGGCGACCCUUGGCCCGGUGUGCCCCCCAUCUUUGAGGACCCCCCGCCCCCGGGCCCCAGCCGAAGCCUGCCCGAACCCGGCGUCUGGCCCCCCAACCCCGGACGGCCCAGCACACCCCAGCCGCCACGCCCCGACGACCCCUGGCCCGCCGGACCCCAACCACCCGAGAACCCGUGGCCACCUGGCCCCGAGAUGGAUGCCGCCCCCCAACACGAGCCGGACUUCGACCCUCCUCGAGAGGAAUACAGAUGA